CGCCGCCGUCGCCAAGGUAUCGUCCGUCGCUGUCUUCUGCAGUCCACGACGCGCUCUAUUCAUACUGGAGACUGCCUGCUCCCACCCGUUCAUCGCUGCAGUCGAGUGUACCCAAGUUCCGAGUGGACGUCGAUGGAGUCGUGACUCUGGACUGGAAUUCGUGGCUCAGUCGUGUCAAAGCAGAUGUAGCCAUCACGAAUGAGAUCGAGGCGACGUGGGCUCUAGCUAUUGAGGCAGAACACUUCACUACUACUAAUGAGGUCGUAGACUUGGGUCGAGACAGUCGAUCUCCCAGUUGGCGAGCAGUUCGAGGCUUGACCCAUUCCACUUCACUGGGAAAAGUGGCCGAGAUGCUGCGAGACGAGAGCGGCGAGUUCUUCUUGGCGUUCGUGGUGGGGGUGACGAUACUGGAGAAGGCACUGUACGAUCUUCACGACCAGAGAUCAUCGCCUUCUGGACCCGUGAAGAAGAAGAAGAACAUGAUUCUGAGAGACUUGCUGCACUCGGGCACGCUGGAGGACGCCCUACCGCCCGGUUUGUUGCGGCUGCUGAAGGUUCUGUUCCUCCCGUCGGGUCUGAACCUGCGGAACUUGGUGUGGCACGGCUUCAUGGCUCCUGCCGAGUUCCCCAAGUGCUUUGGCUGCCUCACGCUGCUGCUCAUCAUGGCACUGCCGAGGUUGAUCGGGGAGGAGGAAGAUGGCGAGUUGAACCAGGAUCCCAUCGCUGUGCUUCGUCAUGAAACGCCAGCGACGAGGAGUGAAGUCAUCCGGAGGUGGUCCACUGCUGCUUUCGUUCCUAUGGGGAGGUCGAAUCUGCUACGACGUGCGAUUGAGGCUUUGGUGGAUCGAGGAGACGAGUUGUGGUUCCUGUUCGCUAUUUUCCCUGUAUUGGAGCACGCGCUGCGAAUUGAAUUUCUCCGUCUGAAUCAGGAGCGCGCUGGAUUGUCCAGUGCCUACGGUUUGGCACAGAUCGACGCGUACUACUCCACUCUGGACGGCUUCGGCCAGAAGGACAAGCACCAAGUGCUGCUCCACCCUGUGGUUCUAGUCGAUGGUGGUGACAGCGAUGAGCGUGUUGGGGCUGAAGCAGAUGACAGUCCAAACGACUCAGUGACGAACGCUUUGUACGAGGAAUUACCCUUUGCGUCUCUGGCUGUGCUGCUGGAUCUCUUCAUGAUGUCGAGUGGGCCCAAUCUUCGUGCCAAGCUUUGUCAUGGCGAGGCUAAUCUGGCAGGUUUCCUCUCAAACUGGAGCCAAGGUGCUCCUUCAGCUUCAUUUGGCUCAGCUACAACAUCUUCCUUUCACCCGUUCUACCGCUUACACCGCGCUCUUAGCGCGGUUUACAAGGUUGCGCUGGACUUCGCAGCUUUUCGAGAGCCUUAUACAGCGUAUCGUCUGGAAGAAUUACACGCGGCUGAUCGAGUGGCAGAGUUUCAAGCAGCGUUGGCAGUAAAGGAAGACGCUGGAACUCAAUCACUUGCCACGAAGAAGAAAAAUAAGAGCUUCGCGUCCUUGAUCGGGCAGCUCAAGGACCAGUUGGAGAUAAUUGCGACUCGUAUCCAGAAGGACUUCGAGGUAAAUCACUGCACAAACAACGGAGUUGGUCGACGCAGCGUCUUCCUCAGCCGGAGCCUGUUGGCUUUGAGUGAUCCAGAUGGGCUCAGCGUGGCUUCGUGCAUGAUGGAGGUCAUCGCGUGCUGCCAGCGCUCCCUCCAGACCUUUAGAGAGCGAAUCGAGCAGCUCCAGCAGCUCGUGACGCAAGGAAAAGCUCGGACGAACCACCGGCGCUCGUUGCUCACGAGUAUUUUCUUCCUCCCAGUCUUCGAGCGCAUGCAGCUAGUGAGUCUAAGCAUCGUCGAGCAUCAGUUGCUGCACCUACACGACCGCAAACUCCUGCAGUGCAUCACCUCGUUCGAAGGCUGCACGGGCAGCACUGAGGCGUCUCAAAAGAGUGGCGAACAGGCAGUCGAACGAGCGUUGCAGUUCUUGAACUCAAAGGCGAUGAAAGCAGCGUUUCCUUCAGCCUUCGACAUGAGACGAAGAGCAAAGACGAUAGAUGAAUGA
This is a messenger RNA of Phytophthora sojae, 2063 nucleotides long. RefSeq lists its product as hypothetical. The transcript is spliced from 6 exons. The coding region runs from base 351 to 2063 and encodes 570 amino acids. Lineage: Eukaryota; Oomycota; Peronosporomycetes; Peronosporales; Peronosporaceae. The record is from RefSeq and is a predicted model, not a curated record.